CUGUGCUGGUGUGUUUAGUGAAAUCACAUGAGCUGAUGCAGGCAGCGCCAGAGCUGAAGAGGUAAAUCAACAUUUGCAGAGAGAGUACCUAAAUAAGAGUUGCUAAGUUUUACAGAAGUGGAGUGGUUGUCUAUGAGGGUGCAAUGCUGGGCACAGACAUUACUUCCCUAGCAUGCAAACUGUAGCAGAAGGCGCGCUUUUGCACGGUGUCUGCUGAGUCCCUGGCCUUCACUGAAAGAAAUUAAACAGUAACACAGACUACAGCUAAUGUCACAGAAGAAACUUCAUUUGAUGGCAUUUGUCAGUCAUUCCUGAAGGAACAUUUAGGACUGAAAUGAUCCGUAUGUAUUACCGUGGCUGGGACCAACUCGUUUUCUGUGCUUUAUCAUAAAUGGGGAGGGAUUUCAACAAAGCAAUACAUCAUUAAUGCAUUUUUCUCAGUAAGCAAUAGCAUCGCUGCGCACAUACACUGGACCAACUUUCAGUAGCAAUAACAUUGCCUGCACACUAGGAGGAGAGGUUCCCAUCCAUGCACCCCGCAACUCGGCAUUAGCAGCGCAACAUUUUUCCAGUCAAAGCAGUUAUACUGGCGGCAAGUUUGGCAACAAGAGAAGAGGACAGAGCUGACAACAACGUAAAUUCUCUUCUCGAGCAACAGCCAGUGUUAGGAACAGGGCCAGCAGCAUCCUAGUUAAGCUGAACUUAAGUCUUUGCUGGGGGGAGUCGGUAUUUUGGGGAAGCUACUCGAGGCAACUGCUUUGUUGCUCCGCACUUGAUUCUGUUGUACGGGGCAUCAAGAAGUGCUUCCAUCAUUGCUCACGUUAGCUGGGAUUUGCAAAGCAGCAGCAGCAACGACAACCGCAGCACUCCAACAGUGCAUUUGUGUCCACAUUUCAGGAGGACCUGGGCAGCAAUGCUGACAUACUAUCUUCCCCAAGUUGCACAGUGAAUAAGCGAGGCUGCAAAUCAUUCUCAGAUGGCUUUGAUGACUACCCCUCUGCUUGCUGCUCACUAAUGGGAUUGCAGUGUGACUUCUUGUGCUACUGCCGGUGGGAGAGCUCCUGUCAUCCUUCGCAGACCCUUGCUAGCUGCUGAGAGCCGCCGCCGCGACAAUGAUCAGGAUCUUCCCCGAUUUCAGCGUGCAGGUAACGGCGGCGGCCGGGGGAGGCGGUGGCGGAGGGAUGCCGGCCAGCGCGGGGGUCGGUCGAGCCGGAGCAGCCACCAACGGCAACCCAACCAACGUUCAGGGCAUCACUUCCUACCAACAGCGUUUGCAAGCCUUGAGGAAGGAAAAAUCCCGAGAUGCUGCCCGUUCUCGAAGGGGAAAAGAAAAUUUUGAAUUUUAUGAGCUGGCCAAACUGUUGCCACUGCCUGCUGCUAUCACCAGCCAGCUCGAUAAAGCAUCAAUUAUCCGUCUUACCAUAAGCUACCUGAAAAUGAGAGACUUUGCAAAUCAAGGGGAUCCUCCAUGGAAUUUAAGGAUGGAAGGUCCUCCACCCAAUACAUCUGUUAAAGCUAUUGGAACACAGCGGAGAAGAAGUUCCACUGCCCUUGCUAUGGAAAUUUUUGAGACUCAUUUGGGCAGUCACAUUCUACAGUCACUUGAUGGAUUUGUAUUUGCACUAAACCAAGAAGGAAGAUUUUUGUACAUUUCUGAAACUGUGUCUAUAUAUCUUGGCUUGUCACAGGUGGAACUGACAGGAAGCAGCGUAUUUGACUAUGUCCACCCAGGAGAUCAUGUGGAGAUGGCAGAGCAACUGGGCAUGAAGCUUCCCCCUGGGCGAGGCCUCCUCUCACAGGGCACAACAGAGGAUGGGGCCAGUUCAGCAUCUUCAUCUUCGCAUUCCGAGACCCCAGAGCCAGUGGAAUCUACAAGUCCAACUUUAUUAAUGUCAGACAACAGUAUUGAACGGUCAUUUUUCAUUCGAAUGAAAUCUACAUUGACCAAGCGAGGUGUUCAUAUUAAAUCAUCAGGAUAUAAGGUGAUUCAUAUAACUGGACGGUUACGUUUGAGAAUGUCACUGUCUCAUGGGCGGACAAUCCCUAACCAAAUAAUGGGGCUUGUAGUUGUUGCUCAUGCCUUGCCCCCUCCCACAAUCAACGAAGUCAGAAUUGACUGCCAGAUGUUUGUUACAAGAGUAAAUAUGGACCUCAAUAUUGUUUACUGUGAAAAUAGGAUUAAUGAUUAUAUGGAUAUGACCCCAGUCGAUAUUGUGGGCAAGAGGUGUUACCAUUUCAUUCAUGCUGAAGAUGUGGAAGGUAUCAGACACAGCCACCUGGACUUGAUAAAUAAAGGCCAAUGUGUAACCAAGUACUACCGCUGGAUGCAAAAGAACGGAGGCUAUAUUUGGAUCCAGUCGAGUGCAACAAUUGCUGUGAAUGCUAAGAAUGCCAAUGAAAAGAAUAUUAUCUGGGUCAACUACAUACUUAGUAAUCCAGAAUACAAGGAUACUCCAAUGGAUAUUGCACAACUUCCACACCUACCAGAGAAAACCUCUGAAUCCUCAGAGACGUCUGAUUCUGAAUCUGAUUCUAAAGACAACUCAGAUGCCAGCAAAGAUGAAAAGACGUAUACAUACAGAAAUAUAUAUUUAACGAGAUUGGAAGACCAUGAGAACUCCAAAUCAGACGAUAAGGGAAACCAGUCAGAAAACAGUGAGGACCCGGAGUCAGAAACAAAAAAACAAACUGGGAAUCACUCAGAUAAUGAGAUGAAUUGUAAUGAAGAUGGGAAUAGUUCCAGUAACCAGGACAGUAAAGACAGUGAUGAUAGCUUUGAAAAUUCUGAUUUUGAAGGUCAGAAAUCUGCAGAGGACACUUUUGGCACACUUGGCUCUAUGCAGAUCAAAGUGGAACGUUAUGUGGAGAGUGAAUCGGACUUGCGAUUCCAAAACCGUGAACCUGUGACCUCAGACAGUGCCAAGGACUCAGAUAGUGCAGGAGAAGCAAAUGCACAGUCUUCCAGCAAGCAUCAGAAAAGAAAAAAGAGACGGAAAAAGCAGAAAGGGAGCAGCAUGACCAGAAGAAGGCUGUCCAGCAAUUCAAGCCCAAAUGGACUUGAUGCCGCAUUGGUUGAUCAGCCUCACCUGCUGUCCUCACCAAACAGUGCCUCAGUGCUAAAAAUAAAAACAGAAAUCUCAGAACCUAUCAAUUUUGAUAAUGACAGCAGUAUUUGGAACUACCCUCCCAACAGGGAAAUCUCAAGGAAUGAAUCCCCUUACAGUAUGACCAAGCCCCCCAGCUCAGAGCACUUCCCUUCUACACAAAACAACAGCAGUUUACAUGUCUCCAUUCCAGACUCUGUUCUUACCCCUCCAGGAACUGAAAAUACUGCCAGUCGCAAAACUCAGUUCAGCACCUCAUCAAAUGCCACAUUGGCAUCUAUAUCUUCUGAUCCAUUAUCGCCCCCACUUUCAGCCUCACCACGGGAAAAACAGCCAGGAGGUCCCACCACUUCCAGUUCAUUGCUCUACACGGGGGACCUGGAAGCCCUUCAAAGGUUACAGGCUGGCAAUGUCGUGCUUCCGCUAGUUCACAGGGUAACCGGAACACUUGCUGCCACCAGCACUGCAGCUCAGAGGGUCUACACCACUGGCACUAUUCGGUACGCGCCAGCAGAGGUUACCUUGGCAAUGCAGAGCAAUCUGCUCCCCAAUACCCAUGCUGUUAACUUUGUGGAUGUUAACAGUUCCAGCUUUGGGCUUGACCCUAAGACACCAAUGGAAAUGCUCUACCACCAUGUCCACCGACUUAAUAUGUCGGGGCCGUUUGGAAGUGCUGUGAGCGGGGCCAGUCUGACCCAGAUGCCUGCAGGGAACGUAUUCACAACUGCUGAAGGACUUUUUUCCACACUUCCAUUUCCUGUGUACAGCAAUGGAAUUCAUACUACACAGACAAUUGAAAGGAAAGAAGACUGAACUAUGACCAUAUACUGUGUUGAGCUGUACUCUGAGGCAUAGACUAUGUUUUAAUUUAGACUUGUAAUUCUAGCACUUUGAAUUUGAGCAGGUCAGCUUAUACUGUCAAAAAGAUGGUCCCCAUUUCACUCUGUUUCUCUCAAACGUUUAAUUAUUUUCAUUGUCAUUGUUUUGCCUUCAGAGAGUCAGAGUAACAGUUGCCUGCCAUUUUGUCUUCUUCUAUGAUGUGUGUUUUCUUUUGCAUCUUUAUUAAGAUGUCUUUAAUGUGUAAAUGCUUCUGCCAUAGGAUACUACAGUGUUACAGUAAAGAGAUUCUAAACUGACAACCAACUGUCUGAGUUCACAAAGAUCUUGAUAUGAUCAAGGUUGGAGACUAAUAUAAAAAGUCCACCCUACUUGACUAAGUCAUAUUAAAGGGGUUCUUGUACCUAAUUCUUUUACUAAAAAUAAUGGCUAGUAUUUUAAGAACUGUAUGUGGAUCUCAGUUCUUUUUUUAUGAUUCAUGUUUUCCUCAGCAUACACAUAAAGCAAUUUAUGUUCUUAAGAAAAAACUUAAUUUCUGGACUGUGAGUAGAAUGUUAAAAGAUGGACUAAAUGUUAAUUACUGAAACAUUAGCUUAAUUUCUAAAACCAUGGUGCUAUCAUGUAUUAAUUUUAAAUAUCAUAUACUAUGCGGCACAUUCACAUAGAAUUCCGGUGGAAUUUGCACUGGUCUUUAGAAUGUUGCUGCAACAUGCUUGGUAACUUCACCCAAGAUUCUUCAGUAUUUGCUGCAGGAUUUAUACCUUACCUCCAAACUAACAUAGCCUCACAUUGUCAGUGCUUUUUUAAGUGCUUUAAGAAAACUCAAUCAAACUGAACUUAGGAAUGGUUCUGGGUGCUUUUAAGUUCUCUCGCUUUUUUUUUCUCAGUGUGACUGAGGUUAAUAUUCAAAGAAUGAAAUUAACACAAGGGUUGAAAUGUCGUUCAACAUGUUCUUUUUCUGUAUUUAGUUAAUUUGUUGUUCUGCAGGGAACAUUCUAAUUUUGUUCUUCUUCCUCUUAACAUUGAAGCCAAUAUUUUCACAGGAACCUAAAGACUGAGCAAAAUAAGCUUGAAUGAGAUUUGUGUAACUUUUAACUGCACAUUAAGUUAAACAACUUCUCUGUGUUGCCAGAAAUCGGUGUAGUGUCAGACACUGCUAAUGACUGUCAAUUGUAUCUUCUUCCACUGCAUCUUUGGCAGCUGUCCGUUAAGGCAUCUAAUAACAGAUGUGAAAACUGUAAUGUGUACAACGUGUAAGUGUCCUUGGCUGUCAGUCCCAUUGCAGUUUAAAUGUGUGUUACUAUAUGCAGUAUAUACUAAGCUGAUGUAGUUGUUUUGUCUUUUGUCUUCUCUGUGGUUUAUCUUUUGUCUGGAGUGGCCAAUUCCCAUUCCGACAGUCCUAGUGAAUCAGUGAUUCUUGGGGGUUAGUGUUUUUUUGUGUGGUGGCCUUCUUCUUUAGUGUCACCGUAUGCUGCUUCCACUGUCUGUAUACUUUUUUAUUUUUGCUGUUGCUUUGCUGUUGUGUAUUAUUCUCAGACCUCUCACUCUCAGACUUAAAAGACUUUUAUCUAUCUCAAGGUUAACAGAGCCAUUUUUUUCACAGAGGAAUUCUGGGUAUCAUUUAUUCUUCCAGUGUGCCAUUCAAUGCGCUGAAGGAUAGUGCACAGAUAUACUAAAACAAUUAAUGCCAUAACACCUAUGUUGAUAACAUUCCCAGAGUCCCUUGUGCUCUAACUAUUAAAAAAAAAAAAAAAAAAAAAAGCGGGUGCACUUCUUUGAUUUCCUGUAGGCUAGGAGGAUAGAAUAUGUAAAUUAGUUCCGAAUUUGGGAGGGGAUUAUAUGAAAGGCCAACAGGAUUUAGGGGAAUCUAACUGAACUGUUAGACAAGAAUAUAUUGCACACUUUUUGGACUGUAAUGUCUGUUGGUUGGAUACAUUUUGUAUAUUGAUAGAGACAGUGUUAACCCCUUUCUCAGCAAAUGUUGUGGCUAUAUCAUAAGCACAACCUACAGUAGAUUUUAGCAGUCACUUUGUGUGACAAGAAACUUAUUCAAAACAUGAUUUAGGUGACAGAAAAAGACAUUUAAAUGGUAAAAGAGUAGUAAUGAGCCAAUGCAUGAAAAGUUUUCCAAACAUGCACUUGGAAAUCAUCAUUACCAAUGGACAAUCAAAGGGGUGCACCUAUUAGCUAUAAGGAACAGCUGUACAGCUGUUCAUUUUUUAUGAAUGUUUAUGUGUUGUGUCAAAAUGAUUUCUGGUGAUUUAAACUAACAGAUAAUCAUGGCUGCUGUCUAAAUCCAUUGUGUUUCAAAUUACAAUAUGAAAAAAACUUCAUUACCUGUGAAAACUGUGUUUGUGUUUUUAACUAUUUCUUGUACAAUAUAUGAAAUCUUUUAUGAGGAAACUGGUGCCAAGUAGCUGAAUAAUGGGGAAAUUGGGGUUCUGUUCAUAUCGACCUUAACAGUGUUACCAACUCUAUGAUACAAAAUCUCAAUUAAAAUAUUAAAACGUGACACAUAUGGUACAUUUCUUUCAUGGUUUCAAAGUGAAAACUAACUGAAUCUAACUUCUCGAGUGCCUGGCUUAUUUUUUAAACAUUUUUUUUCAUUGAUCAUUGAUAAUGCUGCAAAUGAGAACUGUGUACAUACUUCAUUUACAACAGGAUUCUUUUUAUACUUUUGUAGAUUCUCUCAUCAGUUCAAAGAAAACAUGUCAUACAUGAUUAUCUUUCUGUAACUUAAUUUCUGUUCAUCCCACAGGUGCCAUUUUCAUAAUAAACUUCUCUUGGAUUUCUUA
Protopterus annectens (West African lungfish) is the source of this 6736-nucleotide messenger RNA. RefSeq names its product neuronal PAS domain protein 3 (gene NPAS3). Gene Ontology annotation, biological process: regulation of transcription by RNA polymerase II. Gene Ontology annotation, molecular function: RNA polymerase II transcription regulatory region sequence-specific DNA binding; DNA-binding transcription factor activity, RNA polymerase II-specific; protein dimerization activity. The record is from RefSeq and is a predicted model, not a curated record. Bases 1113 to 3917 code for a protein of 934 amino acids. The transcript is spliced from 12 exons. Lineage: Eukaryota; Metazoa; Chordata; Ceratodontiformes; Protopteridae.